UAUGCUCAUAUUGAUUUUGGUGAAGUUUAAAAGAAUAUGGCUGUGAUCAUAAAGCGUAUAUUAUAUAUAUUAAUAAUAAACAGUAUAUUAUUUCAGCUAUCUGAUCAAACGCAGCCUGUGAAACAGUACAUAAUAACAGGCGUAUCCCCCAGUAUACAAGGGAUAACAAAAUCUCCAGCUAUUAACUUGGGAAAUCAAAAUGCUGUCACAGCACCCAACGUUGCAUCGCUGUCUGCCUUACUCAACCUUCUUACAGGCUCAUCAACAUUAGAAACCACAUCUCCGACGUUGACAAAACCUCAAAAUGCAAUAUCUACUACUCCCAACAUGAUAUCGCUUUCAGCUCUGGCUAAUCUUCUCUCAACAGGGACACCAACAUUAGAAUAUUCGUAUCCAAUAUUGGGAACGUUGAAAGAUACACAGCCCGAACCAAAAGCAUCUAAUAGCGUCGAUAUGGAACUACUAAACAAUAUGGCAAUUGCGCUGCAAUUAAUGAUAUUAAAUAACAUAUUGAAUUCCCCACCCGAAGAACCUGCAGGUCCAGAACCUGUCGUUGUACCGGGAAUUCCGAUGUACGAGACAAGAGAACCGGUGACACCUAUAUCCAUCUCUUACGCUCCAAUUAAAAACACAUACGUCCCUCCCCCUCCCACUACAACGCCAGCACCACCAGUCCAGAAUCAACCUUACCACCAACAAAACACGUUCGAAAAUCAUCAAACGUUUUCAAUGCCAAACUCGAACUUUGUAGGUUCAUCAGGAUUUGCAGAUGUUAAUCCUAUAAUGACUUCUAUAAAGCCUGGUGGUGGAUUGGGUUCAUUGAAUGGUAGAACAGGUUUAACACUAAUGUCCCCAUAUGAAGCGUUAUCACCAAAUCCAUUCUCGGACCCUUUCUCGCCAACAUAUUCUUCGAUAUCAUCCAAGAAAGAUUUUCAAUCCCCAUACACGUCUAUUUUACAAUCGGAUAAUGGCAUGGAUUUGUUCUCUAUAUAAAUUAUUUAUUAUAUACUAAUUUAUAAUAAACCCAAUGAAUAAAAUUAUGU
Messenger RNA from Galleria mellonella (greater wax moth), 1043 nucleotides. RefSeq names its product mucin-2-like. Lineage: Eukaryota; Metazoa; Arthropoda; Insecta; Lepidoptera; Pyralidae. Bases 37 to 993 code for a protein of 318 amino acids. The record is from RefSeq and is a predicted model, not a curated record. The transcript is spliced from 2 exons.